Acipenser ruthenus (sterlet) is the source of this 6861-nucleotide messenger RNA. Its product is annotated as adapter molecule crk-like. Gene Ontology annotation, molecular function: protein binding. Lineage: Eukaryota; Metazoa; Chordata; Actinopteri; Acipenseriformes; Acipenseridae. Bases 679 to 1599 code for a protein of 306 amino acids. The transcript has 3 exons. The record is from RefSeq and is a predicted model, not a curated record.
AACCAACGCAGUUUCUGUGAAAAGUGUGAAUCAAUUCAGUCGAAACUUUAGGGCAAAGUUUAGCGUCACAGGAAACACCUCACUUCCUUUAAGUAAGGUCAACAUUAUACUGUGGUCCUUACUCCAAACGGUAUAUUACAGUAACUACUGAGAAAACGUUCAUCAUGUGUCAUUCACAAAAAGAAUUGUCGGGUUGAUAACUGCAGAAGUAAAUAUCCAUGGGGCUUCAACGCUUGUUUGGUUUUAAAUCGUUAGAAUGGAUUGUUAUUAACUGAAUCCCAUCGUUGUUUGACCUUACCAACAUGGCCGACUACCUCCCAUUUCUCAUUUUUUUCAUGGAAUAUCUGGGAUACUCAUAUCCGGUAAGGUCAAUUUCCCCCAGGUCCGCCAUUUCAGUUUGUUAUAAGAAGUUCUCGGGGAAAUUUGAUUAUAAAAAAACCAAACUUUUAUUUAUUUUAAUAAAUAUUAGGGAAAGUUUGCUGUAUCCUCGAUUAAAUUAAGCUCAGCUGGGCGGGCUGCGUUUGGAUUCUGAUCAUUUUAACGGCAGGGCGGCGUGGAUGUCGUUAUUUUUUUAAACGGGCUCUCCCAAGUUUAAGUUUUGUAUGACUUGAGAGCUGAGUGUGGAAAGGAAGAGUCGAAGGGAAGGGCCUGCGAAGCCGCGGUGUCGGAGUGCCAGCCAUGGCCGGGAAUUUCGACUCGGAGGACCGCGUGAGUUGGUACUGGGGGAGACUAAGCCGGCAGGAGACGGUGUCCCUGUUGCACGGACAGAGACACGGAGUUUUCCUUGUAAGGGACUCGACCACCAUUCCGGGGGACUACGUCCUCUCCGUCUCGGAGAAUUCCAAAGUGUCCCACUACAUUAUCAACAGCAUCAGCAACAACAGACAGUCCAGCACAGGAUUAAGCCCCCCCAGGUUCCGGAUAGGAGACCAGGAAUUCGAGGCACUCCCCGCCCUUCUGGAGUUCUAUAAAAUCCACUACCUGGACACUACCACCUUGAUAGAGCCCAUUUCCAAAUCCAAACACUCUGGCGGCGGAGGGGGGCCGCUUGCUGGGGGCGGGCCGGCGCUCUCCCACCGUCCGGAGGAUGCUGAGUACGUGCGCGCCCUCUUCGACUUCCCCGGCAACGACGAGGAGGACCUGCCCUUCCGCAAGGGGGACAUCCUGCGCGUGCAGGAGAAGCCGGAGGAGCAGUGGUGGAACGCGGCCAACGUGGAGGGCAGGUCGGGCAUGAUCCCCGUCCCCUACGUGGAGAAAUACCGGCCCUCGUCCCCCACCGGCGGAGGUAACCAGGACGGGCAGCUCCCGCAGCCGCCACUCCCAGGCGGGCAGGAGCCAGGGGCGUACGCCCAGCCCAGCCUCAACACUCCGCUCCCCAACCUCCAGAACGGGCCCGUUUUUGCCAGGGCUAUCCAGAAGCGAGUCCCCAAUGCCUAUGACAAGACGGCCUUGGCUUUAGAGGUUGGUGACAUGGUGAAGGUGAUGAAGAUCAAUGUGAACGGUCAGUGGGAGGGGGAGUGCAAAGGCAAGCGCGGCCACUUCCCCUUCACACACGUGCGGCUCCUCGACCAGCAGAACCCAGAGGAGGACUUGAGCUGAGAGCGGCUGGCUGGGACCCACCUUCCAUCCACAUCAUCCCCAUCACAGUCACCCCACUGCCCGACCCAAAAACAAGUCAGCUGUGUCUCUGAUCCCUCUCUCCCUGUCUCCCUGGGAUCCAUAUUCAGAAAGCAUUAGCGCGCUGGUAAAGGCAUAGCACAGGACGCAUUUGAAGUUUCCCCUUAAAGGAUCCGGAAUCGGGGAAUCUGUUCACAUUAAACAACAACAAAAAAACUACAACGAAUGCGUGUGUAAAAUAAUGCAUGUGGCUCGUUGCUGUAUUAUAUACAUGUAACCUUUCUUUAAUUAACUUUGUGGGGCUCCUCGAGGGAGAUGCUUUACCCUAUCUGUUUCUUCAUUUCUUACAUAUGAAUAUAUUAGGAUUAAAGUAAUCUCAUACUCAGUGGUGUUGGGGGUGGCUUAACAACGAAGGCACGUGGGCAGAUAUCCAUGCAAGCAAUGCCAUGCCAUAGGAAAGUUCAUCAGCAAUCGCACAAUUGCAGUAAAAGUUAUGAAUUUAGAUAUGAUGAUGUGGUUACUGAGAGGCUAAUGCUUUCUGAAUAUAGUGUUUCAUCCCCUUCUCCCUCCACCUGCCCCGGUUGCAUUGAAUCUUGUUAAGGGUUUACGACAAGCAAGCUAGGAUUGGCCGACUGUUCCACUAGAUCCUGAAGAGCUCAGACUUGACCAAGGUACUGACGAAUAAAGGGGCUUGCCAAAUUAAUAUCCACUGUUUCAAUCAAACACUAGGUGAUGUUUUUCCCCCUCCUGUUUCUAAAUGGAUGCAUCUUGUAGUGCAUUAAAUAUGAGCGGUAUGAGGGUUAUGUAGAUUUCCUGAUUUGUUUUAAAUAUAUUCUACCCCCUAUUCCAGUGUUGACUCUGUCUAGCACCAUUUCGGCUUGCUACCCUUUUCUGUCACGUCUCACGCCUGCUUUAAAUUCUCAGUAGAGGCCACUUUGUUUGUCACAAUGGUGGAGAUCAUCCCACAUCUACUUAUGACGUCAAGGUGCACACAAAGCUGCCCUGUGAGGAGUGGAGAAAGACUUUGGUGGCAGCUGAAGUUUAUAUAAUUCUGCACCAUUAGCUGAAACAGCAUGACCGUGGCAAACACGCUGUCACUCACACAAUUCAUUGAGAAACGGGUCUGCUUCUCUGUGUUAAAAACACUUGCCUGAAUACCUUGCAGAACAGAAAACCGCAUCUGCCGACGAGGACUGUUGUCGGAAGAUUCACAGCAGGCAGACCACUGGGAAUAAAGCAGCCCGGGACUUUCUGAGUCUGGCCAGCUUGUUUCUAGAAUCACACAUUAUGGGGCGAAAUGCAGAGCAAUGAAGAAUUGACUGGAUUGUGUAAUCAGUGCAAUGGAUCUGGGGAUCUGAAUGGAACAGAAAUUGCUAAGAGCUAUAAUCAUUUAAACAUACAUUACAUCAUGUAUUCACACCCUUUUUUUUUUAAACCAAGUUAGCCUGGGCACGAUUUGAAUUUGCUUAAACUGAGAAUGAUUUAAGUUGCUUAUUUGAAAGAUUUUCUCUAGUGUUCUAUGUUGCUCUGAUAAGUUUGUUUUAAAAUACGGUCUUUAGAAUAUUCAAUUACCAAAAAACACUAAACCCUCUUGGCACUGCCCUAGACUAGACGCAGCACUGCAGUGCAGAUUUCAAUAAGAAGUAACUGCAGCAGCACUGCACCCAUACACUUUAUUUGUCCUUUUCUUGGGCUGUGUGUUUGCAAUCCAGCCUAGCCCUUCAAGGACACUUUGAUGUAUUUGCAUUAUCCCGUGUUCAUUCACUAACCUUUUGUUAAGCAUUAAUGUGUCACUGAUUGCAGUGUAGGCCAGUGGCUCUCCGUUCCAGUUCCCUCUGGCUCCGAUACAGGGUUUGGUGAACUUGGCCCUUCCCAUUAAACCUCUAUCCAGGUCCUUAAACAGUUCACCGUUUCAUUUUCAUCUGUUUCACAGACUUGAUUAUGCACAUUAAUGUAUCUUGGUAUAACAGGCAUAAAGCUGGUUUCAUACACCCUGGUUAGCAUAGAUUGGACCCAGUGUUGUACCUAUAGCUGAGUUAGUCCAACAUCAAUGUAAUCAAGGGCUGUGAAACAGGCUUCUGGCUAUCUAACCGUUCCAAAAGAUUGAAUUAUAUUAUAUGUGCUCUUGAAUGGAUUAAGUUGGGUUUCUUUUUAAAUGAUUGGAUGAAUAAAUAAAUAAAUAAACACAUUUUAGAUUCACUUUAUUUAAAACCCAGACUGUUUGUUGCCACCAGGAGCUGGAGUCGGGAGCAGCUGAUUUUGGGGCUGCUGCAAUAUUGCACCCCUGGGUUUUUAUUUGCUCGACAGCAUCUAAAAAUUGCUCGUGUGUGUUUGAGCAGGCCGAGACUGGAGCAGUCUUUUGUUCUAAGCAGGCCUGUUCCAGUCUGUCUUUGUCUUCUCCAGUGUGCCAAGUAAACCUCUGUAAAGCAGUGUGUUGCUUCUAUGAGCUGAUGCUGCUGCAUAUCAAUGGACUCCACAGGAAUCACGUGAUCGAGCCCCUUUAGCUUGAGCAGUCUGUCUCAAAUGCAGCAUCACGCAACUCCGUGUCGACUCUCUGUCUGCGUCUGGCAGCCUGGAUGAGAGUGUGUAAGAGAGCGGCUUUUGAUCUGGGGCGAUCGGUUCAUUUCAAAGUGAUACGAACAGUCUGUGUGUUCCGGGUCGUACGCACAGUCUCGCUGCCUUUGGGUUUUACCUUCAGCUGUUUCCCCUUUCCCAGUUAGAUGAUUGUUUAGCUGCUGUUGCUUCUUUCAUUCAUCAGUGUCAUGGACAUUUCCAGACACUGCAGCCCGCAGGGGGUUUGCCAGUCUCCUAAGCAGCAGAUUCUGCAUUCUCUUACUUGCUGUAAGCAGCAGCAAAGUCUGCCUCAUUGUCUUGACCGCUGUGUCAUUUAAAAAAAAUAUAUAUAUAUAUAUAUAUAUAUAUAUAUAUAUAUAUAUAUAUAUAUAUAUAUAUAUAUAUAUAUAUAUAUAUACACAUAAACACAGAUAUUUUCUGAUCAUGAAUCUGAACUGUGGGAGACCUGUUUUAAUACCACUAAGAAAUGCAGUUUUAGAUAAGAAAAAACAUCAGUACUUUUUUUUUGUUCCAGUACCACUAUUACCGUGGGAGACGGCAGUGUGGUGGAUAAAGAUGAAAUCAUUGUUCAGACACUGGCAUAGUUAUCACAUAUUAGAUUUGAUCUAAAACUGGUCAAUCCAUACAAGCCUGUUUUAAAAAGAAAAAGAAAUAUUGGGCACCAAGUUCUGUGUUUAAAAUGUUGAAAUCCCUUUUUUUCUUGCUCUGCUUUUGUCUGUGUGGUUUUGCAUGCAAGUGCGUGUUCGUAUGCGAAUUCCCUGAUCAGUACUGUUUGUCAUCGUCUGUUUGCAUCGCUACAGUACUGAUGUAGCAGGUGCAUCUUUUGAAAAGCAUUAAAGCGAAUUCAGAAACUUCAGUCAUUGUAAAGGUGUUAUUGUAAAUACCGUUGCUUGUAAAGAGAAGCACUUAACCAGCCCUAUACCACUGUGGUUCAUUUAAAGUGUUACAGGAGGUUUGAAUAUGAUCCUGACAAACUCUGUAGCUAUUGAUGAAAUAUAUAAAGCAGUACAGUUCAGGAAAGGGUCGCGUGGCAAUGGUCUUUGUAUGGAUCCUGCAGAAAAUGAUUUAUAUGCAAAUGCCUAUGGUAUUCAUCUGUAGAUAUUUUUUUGGAAUGAGUAUUCCUGUGAUUGCAUGCAUGUGCUAAACCACCUGAUCUACAGUGUCUCCUGCUGUAAAACCACCUGCACCCAUCUUCAGCACCACUGAAGCCAUACUGAACCAUGUUACAAAAUGCUGCUAUUCAGAAAGUGGUACGUUUCAUCUUCGAAUCUUAAUGUUUUGAACUCUCUAGAAUACUGUUUGAAACGAGAAGCCGCCCACACAACAUAAAGAUUUUGUUAGAUUGUAAUUUACGAACUAGACCUAAUUGAAGAUCAACACUAUCAAUAACAGCAAUGAAUGAGGCCAGUCCUGUUCAACCUAUUGGUCAUUUUACUGAUGAAUUGAUUAACCCAGCCCCACACACACGCCCAAAGGUCUGUGUAUUGCUUUAAGAUGUCAAUAAUCCUAGCAUCUAGUCCAACAUUACGAUCUAAAUUUGGGUUAUCGACUUCUUCAAUAGCAGGAGUAAAAGAUCAUGAAACAUCAAAGUGAUGCAAAUGUCAAAAUGUUAAGCCGAACGUGUCAUAAAAGCCCAGGUAUCCAUCGAGCGUUUUUUGGUCUGAUUCCAGAUAGAAUGGCUUGCUCUUGGCUGUUUCUCUGUCGUGUGUGUGUGUGUGUGUGAUCCUGACUGUGACUCGUCUUCCCAAGUGAAAAGGAGGAACCCAAUAAAAUAAACUGCAGCAGAUCAACUGUACCGCCAAACAAUUUAAAUGCAAAUGGAGUCGUAGGCAGUUUGCCAGAUGUUUUGAUGUGACCGGUAAUAUUGACCUGCUCGAGACGUUAAAUAAAGCCAAACGCUGGGCUUUCCAGCAUAUCGGAGUGUCAUAAUCAUGCAUUUUUAACAUGGAAAACCCAGUCCUAAUAACUAGUAUCGUUUACACAUUCCUCGUUCACAUCGGGGUAUAUUAUGUAAGGAACACCCAGCCUGUUGCUUUUAUGUUACAUGUAUAUCAGACAUGCUUCAUACAGUCUGUCUGUUCAGGUGUGUGUUUCAGAGACUGUGGUCUGUGGCACGUCUGUGUGGAAGCAAACCUAGGACCCCCCCCCCCCCCCCACCAAAAAAAAAACAAAAAACUGGGGUGUUAAUGAUGAACAACAUGCACUUGCUAUGUUUGUUUUUAUCAUUAUUAGAAUUCUGUUCUAUUGAUAAUUUAAGAAAGCUUUGCUGAUAGACUGCAUUUGAACACAGAGUCGCUUGUUGUGACUCAGUUUGCUUAUCCACGGUGCUAAAAACCAGGCCAUGUUAAAUAUAUCCCUUUCUGAACGACCCCACCCCUGCGAUGUUCUGCCCACGUAGUCGGCUUCUUUUUCUUUGUGUGUUUAAUGAUUCUCAUUUGUUGUUCAUGCCUAUACAUAUUUUUAAAAUUCUUAUUUUUGUAAUAACCGUGUGUAAUUGGUUUUCUUCUUUGGGUUUUGGGAGGGGGAGUUGCAAAUAGAAAUCGUGAUUUAUAUUAACAUGAAGAUGUGCCAUUGUAUUAUAACCCUGUUGAAAUUGACUUUUUUUUAUUUUCUGUAGCAUGUAAUGUAUGUUUAUAAUAUACCUAGCAAAUAAAGCCAAUUGACAAAUUA